CAGAAUGGCACUGAUCCUGUGGGUGAUGAGUCUCUCUCUGCUUCUCCACGGCUGCCUAUGCAGCAUUGGGCAGAUUGAGGUUGGCUGCCGCCGGUGGACACCAGAUGGAAAAGAGGACGUCUGCUGCAAUGAAUGUCAUCCAGGGAACCGCAUCUACACCAAAUGUGGUAAAGACCCAAAGGAACUUUGUACACCUUGUGCACCCGGGAAAUUCAUAUUGGAAUUCAAAGACAGGUGUAAGCCGUGCACAAAGUGUGUAGGAGUUCAAGUCCAUUUAAAAGACUGCACAGCCGCAAGUGAUACAGUAUGUGGCUGUAAAGAAGGAUUCACCUGUGGGAACUCCGAAUGUUCCUUCUGUGUGGAGACGUGUGGCAAAGGCCAAGAACCUACACCUGAUCGUUCUUGUAGACCAUGUCCAGAUGGAUUCUUCAAUGACAAAACUCACUCCAAGUGUAAACCCUGGAGUACCAAGUGUCCCAGACGAGAUCAGAGGAUGGAAAAGGGAGAUGCAUUUACUGACAUUAAGUGUGUUAAUGCUUCAGUUCCCUCACACACAAAGAAACCUGAUGACACAGAACAGCUGUGGCCAGUGGUGCUAUCUGUGUUGACCAGCGCAGUUUUGAUGGCCUUUAUCAUCAUCAUCAUCAUCACUGUGACAAUGAAAAUCCUCAAGAGAGGAAAGAAGCCAGCCAAACCAGUCACAAAAACACCCAUAAUCAGAACCCCUACAGAUGAUCCCAGGACAUUAAUUGCAAUAGAGUGCAGUUUCCAUGAGGCUCAGCAAGAACAGGGCAGCAGCACUGAGUCCCUCAACUCCAAGGAGUCCUCGCAGCAGCUCAUUGCAUGAAUAGAAGAAGCUGGAGAGCCACAAUGCA
Molecule: messenger RNA, 875 nt
Organism: Acanthochromis polyacanthus (spiny chromis)
Lineage: Eukaryota; Metazoa; Chordata; Actinopteri; Pomacentridae
Gene: tnfrsf9a
Product: tumor necrosis factor receptor superfamily, member 9a
Exons: 7
Coding region: 5-847 (280 amino acids)
Biological process (GO): regulation of cell population proliferation
Cellular component (GO): external side of plasma membrane
Molecular function (GO): signaling receptor activity; cytokine binding
Source: RefSeq, a predicted model, not a curated record